Messenger RNA from Centrocercus urophasianus (Greater sage-grouse), 1016 nucleotides. It is a transcript of the gene PLPPR1, whose product is annotated as phospholipid phosphatase related 1. Bases 63 to 1016 code for a protein of 317 amino acids. Gene Ontology annotation, molecular function: phosphatidate phosphatase activity. Gene Ontology annotation, biological process: signal transduction; phospholipid dephosphorylation; phospholipid metabolic process. The transcript has 7 exons. The record is from RefSeq and is a predicted model, not a curated record. NCBI's taxonomy places the organism in Eukaryota, Metazoa, Chordata, Aves, Galliformes, Phasianidae.
CGGAGACUGCCAGGAGGAUUAUAAAGUUUUCAACGGUGCCUCCUUAAGAAGUGUGAUGAGAAAUGGCUUUGGGAAACAACACCCAGAGAAGUUACUCCAUCAUCCCCUGCUUCAUCUUUAUUGAGCUUGUCAUCAUGGCUGGGACUGUUCUGCUUGCCUACUAUUUCGAGUGCACCGAUACUUUUCAGGUGCAUAUCCAAGGUUUCUUCUGUCAGGAUGGCAAUUUGAUGAAACCAUACCCUGGAACAGAGGAUGAGAGCUUCAUUUCACCUCUGGUGCUCUACUGUGUGCUGGCUUCGACUCCGACAGCUAUUAUUUUUAUUGGGGAGAUAUCCAUGUAUUUCAUAAAGUCAACCAGAGAAGCCCUAAUUAUCCAAGAGAAAACUAUUUUGACUGGAGAGUGCUGUUACCUGAACCCACUGCUUCGAAGAAUCAUACGUUUUAUAGGAGUGUUUGCAUUUGGACUUUUUGCCACUGACAUAUUUGUAAAUGCUGGCCAGGUUGUGACUGGGAACUUGGCUCCAUACUUCCUGACUGUGUGUAAACCCAACUACACUGGAAAUGACUGUCGGACCCACCACCAGUUCAUCAACAAUGGCAACAUCUGCACUGGGGAUGUGGAGGUGAUUGAAAAGGCCAGGAGAUCCUUUCCAUCCAAACAUGCUGCUUUAAGCAUCUACUCAGCUUUAUAUGCCACGAUGUACAUCACAAGCACAAUUAAAACAAAGAGCAGCAGGCUAGCCAAACCUGUCUUGUGCCUGGGCACCCUGUGUGCUGCAUUCCUCACCGGGCUGAAUCGAGUUUCCGAGUAUCGAAACCAUUGUUCAGAUGUGAUCGCAGGCUUCAUCCUGGGAAGUGCAGUCGCCUUGUUUCUGGGGAUAUGUGUUGUCCAUAACUUUAAGGGCACCCAUGGAGCUCCUUCUAAACCGAAGCCUGAAGACCCACGAGGAAUGCCAUUAAUGGCUUUUCCAAGAGUUGAAAGUCCUCUGGAGACACUGAGUGCACAGGUACUGUAA